UUUUGAUUUAAACAUAACAACAAUUAAUAUUCUAUUUUGAAAAUAUUUUUUACUUUAAGUUACGGUAGUAAUUAGGUGUUAGAUAAGAACAAAGCGUCGUUUUAGAUAGUUUGCUUAGACUUAUAAUAUGAGUUACAAAGAGCGUUGUAGAACUUGCUUAGGCAGUGAAAAAGAAAUGCGACAUUUUCAUACAGUUUUAUCGAUAGCCGGGGAUGAUGUCCGCUUGUCUGACAUAUUACAGAAUUUUUAUAACUACACGAUCACAGAAGAUGAUUCGCUUCCCGAAAAUCUUUGUAUAAAUUGUAUUCAUCAAUUAACAGUAACAUAUUCUUUUAAAACGCUGAUUGAGUCAAGCGCGAAAACCCUUUCUGAAAAUUUGAACCUCGUCGAUUCUACCAGUGAUAACUAUGACGCUAGCUUUGAUUCCGACGACCACAAACCGAUUAAAAUAUUCCGUAAACCGUGUGAUAGGCGGCGAUUCAUCAAUAGAAUCCAAAGAGAGACGAAAGUCGAAACAGAGAAUAAAUUAUUGUUUUGUGUGGAAUGUAAGGCAGAAUUUCAUUCAAUAAAAUCACUGAAUGAACAUUGUGUGAACAAUCAUCCAGUAAAAUCUAUUGUAGGACGGGACUGUGACUAUUGCAAUGAAAAAUUCGAAGACUUCCGCUCCCUAGUUCUUCACAGGAAGUUACAUUUAAAACCAUUUAUAUGUGAAAAUUGCUGGGAAGGUUUCUAUAGCACUGAAGAUUUGAACCGUCAUUCUUGUCAACCAAAUAUUGAUAACAAGGAUAAAAAUAAAUCAGAGAGAAUUUUACGGCAGUGUGAUCAAUGUGGAAAGUCUUAUCCACCCGGUUACAUCCGAAUACACAUGCUAACACAUAGUAACGACAGAGCCUACAGCUGCAAGUUCUGCCCAAAAAAAUUUAAAGUACCUGGUAGUUUACAUUCACAUAUAUUAUGGAAUCAUAAAAGGACCCGAAAUCACAAGUGCGAAGUUUGCAAUGCCACUUUCAUAUCGUCAAGUUCACGUAGUUCACACAUUCGUAAAAAUCACUUGAAGGAGAAAAAAUAUGGUUGCGAGAACUGUGGAAAAAGAUUCUUCUCAAAAUCUGAAUUACAGAGACAUUCCUUGACGCACACCGGAGUCAAGAAUUUCCACUGCCAUAUGUGUAAUAAAUCAUAUCAAACUAGAUAUGGUUUAAAUGUACAUUUAAAAUCUCAUACACAAAUGUCUCUAAAUGUUUAAUACAUUUAUAAAAAAUAGACUGACCUACAAAUAAAAGUACAAAAAAACUUUUUAAAAUGAUCUCAUAUAUUUUAGUUUUAAGAUUGAUCUAAUGAGUAUUUCCUUUUAUUAGUAUCAUAAU
Messenger RNA from Vanessa tameamea, 1364 nucleotides. Its product is annotated as PR domain zinc finger protein 5-like. The record is from RefSeq and is a predicted model, not a curated record. The transcript has 2 exons. Gene Ontology annotation, molecular function: sequence-specific DNA binding; zinc ion binding; DNA-binding transcription factor activity, RNA polymerase II-specific. Gene Ontology annotation, cellular component: nucleus. Gene Ontology annotation, biological process: regulation of transcription by RNA polymerase II. The coding region runs from base 128 to 1243 and encodes 371 amino acids. NCBI's taxonomy places the organism in Eukaryota, Metazoa, Arthropoda, Insecta, Lepidoptera, Nymphalidae.